CUUCAGUCUACUUUUAAUUUUCAGUUUGUUUAUCGCGAGUUACGAACAUCGCAUAUACCUAAGCCCAGUUGCUCGUCACUUUUACAUUGAGAAGAAGUAUCGAUUCGGGCCCGGCUACCAUAACUACAUUAUAUCUCAAUUUCUCAAUCGGCGACGGAGACAUUCUUUUACAAUCAUGCACGUUCCAUUCUCAACGAUCAGCGUCACCCUCCUUCUCCCUGCCUCUGCUUUCGCUGGACUCUUAACGCCACCCUCUUCGACCCUCGACGUUGCGCGCCGUAGUGCCUCGGAAGAGCACUCGAUCCAAGCUCUUGAUGCUCGGUCCAUCCAUCCCUCCACAGGCGAUGAACAUCUUCCACAAUUAGAAGUUCGAGAUGAUGACGAUGAUGAAGAUGAGCGAGACCGAGACCACAACAACAACGAUGAUGAUGACGACGACAGUCUUCUAGACGAGGUCAAAGAUAAAGCUAGUGACGUCGGAGAUGACAUCAAAGAUGGCGCCAACGACAUCAAAGACGACGUGAAAGAUGAAGUGGACGAUGUCUUCGACGAUGGCGUGGGGAGUAUCCGACCUGGAAUCAUCCUGCCGGGACUAUUUGCUGCGAUUGUGGUGGCCGUGGCGGGGAUGUGAUUCGGAAUAAAUUGGAUGCUACUUGUGCUGGAGUGGCUGCGAGAUAGAGAUGGAGGAGGUGUUGCCUUUUCUGCCUUCUGUGUUAUGUUGUCGGAUCUGAUUGAGUGUAUUGAUAGA
Aspergillus steynii IBT 23096 is the source of this 748-nucleotide messenger RNA. The record is from the annotation of a RefSeq genome assembly. NCBI's taxonomy places the organism in Eukaryota, Fungi, Ascomycota, Eurotiomycetes, Eurotiales, Aspergillaceae.